GGCUCAGCCUUUACCCACGCUUCACCCCUUGUCGAUACCGUUCUCGCAUCGGUACCCCCUUCAUAUUACCGUACUACUACGAGGCUCGCGGCUCGGCGGGAAAUGCGCAGUGCGGCGCUUCUCGUGCUGAUCUCGGCGACAGUGGUCUUCUGCCGCCAGAGCGCUUCAGGGGGCGUUCGUGGCAGCAGCGUCAUGGAGGAGCUGCUGGAAUCGUCGGAGGAUGCCGCGGAAGACGACGACGAGGUCUACAUGCUCCAGCUGUCGGUCCGCCCCGCCAAGCGCAGCGGCUCUGGGCUGCGGGCGGCGCGCGGGGAAGCGGCGGCCGACCCCGCAGCUGCGCUGUGCGGUGGCGAGGUCCCCUCCACGCCGGCCACUUCGCGUACCGGUCGCCCCGGAUCGCCGCCCUCUGGGAGCAGCACCUCUGCCCCGCCGCCGGCGCAAAGCAAGUCCAGGCGCGCUGUCUGGAGGAGAUGGAGGACGACGUCUUCUCGCUGUAGGACCCGGCCGGGGACGCCCACGCCGAUAUCUUCGGGCAGGAUCGCGGGCCAGGCCGCCGUGCUGCCGCCCGCCUGCCGGGAGGCACGGGCUGACCAUGGAGGCGCUUCUCCCUGCCCGCCGACGGGUGCGCGUGACGGGUGAUGAAGCCGCCGCCAGAGGCCAUCUAGGAUCGCAGGCGGCACGAGCCAGCCUUGCUGAUGCAGCAGCGGCAGAUGUGGCCCGGCUGCGCCUCGGCGGGUCUCGCUUCCGGAACGGUCGCGAGCCGAUCUGGUCUGGCGCCCCCUUCGGCCGAGGGCAGGUCUGCAAGCGUGCGGUUCUGUAUAGACGAGGGCCGCCUUGUAGCCACCCUGGCACAAGGCUUGCAUCGAAGCGGCAGGCGCUUGUGACCUCCCCCCCCCCCGGGCCUGCGGAAUGUCUCAAGUGCGCUUGGCUCCAGGGCCGAGGCCGGGGUGCAGAUACGAUGGAGGACAAGAAGAGCCAGGUGAAGGCCUUCAUCAAUGAGAAGGGCCAGAUCGCAGACUCCUCGGCCUUCGCGCGUGAGAUGGGCUGGGACCACCUCGUGUUCGUUGGCGUUCUCAAGUCCUUGGAGGCAGAGGGGCAGGUCACGAGCACCCCCAUGAAGCAGGAGGGCUGGAAGCUCACGGAGGAGGGCGAGGAGUACAGCAAGAAGGGGAGCCCCGAGGCCCAGGUCUUCGAUCUCAUCAAGUCGAAGGGGUCCCUGGCCCCGGGGGACCUCGCCACCGAGCUCGGCGAGGUCGGGAAGGUCGGCCAGGGCGCGGCAAUCAAGAACAAGUGGGUGGAGAUGGACAAGGCCACGAAGACGCUCAAGCCAGCCACAGAUAGCAUAGAGGACACGAUCAAGCAGGAUUUACUUUCGCUGGGGGGAUUGGCCAAGGACAAGCUGGAUGCCCUUAAGAAGCGGAAGAUGAUUGCUCCCACCAGCCUCACGGCCUACAAGGUUGAGAAGUCGGCAGAGUUCUCCAUGGAUGCCGCCAAGGCAGUUGCAGAGAUCACAGCCGAGAUGAUCCAGAAGGGUACUUGGGCUAGCGCCAAGUUCAAGAGCUUUAAUUUCAACAACGCUAGCGGCUUGCAUGCCGGCGGCGGCCAUUUGCACCCACUCCAGAAGGUGAAGACGGAGAUUCGAAAUGUCUUGAUGCUCAUGGGUUUCGAAGAGAUGUGCACCAACCAGUGGGUGGAGAGCUCGUUCUGGAACUUCGACUCCCUCUUCCAGCCACAGCAGCAUCCUGCUCGCGACGCGCAUGACACUUUCUUUAUGCAGAACCCGAGCCGGGCACAGGACCUGCCCAUGGAUUACCUCAACUCCGUGAAGAAGAUGCACGAGGAGGGUGGCAGCGGCUCCAUCGGCUGGCGUUAUGCGUGGAGCGAAGACGAGGCCAGAAAGACGAUCCUCCGCACCCACACGACAGCCGUCUCCGCGAGAACCCUGUACAAAUUGGGCCAGGACUAUAAGAAGACAGGGGUAUUCACUCCCAAGAAGUACUUCUCGAUCGAUCGCGUCUUCAGAAACGAGACACUCGACAAGACACACCUGGCGGAGUUUCACCAGGUGGAGGGGUUCAUUGCAGAUAGGAACAUCGGCCUUGGACAUCUGAUUGGCGUGCUGAAGGACUUCUUCGCCAGGGUUGGGUUCGCCAAGCUCCGCUUCAAGCCAGCCUACAAUCCUUAUACCGAGCCUUCGAUGGAGAUCUUCGGCUUUCAUCCAACUUUGGAGAAGUGGAUUGAGGUUGGGAACAGUGGUGUCUUCCGCCCAGAGAUGAUUGCACCGAUGGGCAUUCCAGAAGAUGUGUCUGUCAUCGCAUGGGGCAUUGGCGUGGAGAGAUGGGCUGCACUGCUCUACAAUGUGGAGAGCAUCAAAGAGCUCUUCAGCUUCCAGCAGGAUCUUGAUGCGUCUAAGAGGAAUCCACUCUGCUGGCUGAAGCGGGUUGAGGUCGAGGAGUGAAUGAAUGAUGGCAUGCCUUCGCGUCCGGUCCAAGUUUCGAUGCUUUUUUGUGCCUGACAUGACAUCCCCUUCUUGAGCCCCCUGCACUGUGCUGCAGCUUGGGCGACCUAGGUUUUGGCGCGAUGUUCCACGAAAGCGUCAUGCUGCCACUCGUCCACUCAGAGGCUGUUUCUUAAGUCCGAUGCCGAAUGACCCCUUGCGUAAUUCCCUAUGAUUUAAUUCAGCAAGUGAUUUGGAAACCGCGCGCCUUACAACUUGCCGGUUAACUUGGUGGACGUUCGUUUGUUAGA
Molecule: messenger RNA, 2748 nt
Organism: Prorocentrum cordatum
Lineage: Eukaryota; Dinophyceae; Prorocentrales; Prorocentraceae
Source: the annotation of a GenBank genome assembly